CAGAUUAGAUAAUGCGCAUUAGUGCGUUUACACAGCCACAAAGCCAGUUGUGGUUUAUGCUGUGUAAACAGUCUGAACCGGAUUAGUAACCUCAUGCAAAGUGCUUCAAUUGGAAAAGAAGUAAGAAUCUUGGAAAGAGGACCUUAUGUAACAGUUUGGAGUGAUCUAAUGGCUCACAAUAAUAAAACAACAAGCUGUAAUUAAAAGUAAAAAGAAUUCAGCAAGAAGAAGAACUCGUUUUUAUGAGAGACAGGCUCAAGAACGUUUGCUGUUUGCUAUGACAAUGUCUUUAGCAACAGCCAGAAUGUCCUCAACACCAAGAACUAUCUGGACAAGAGAAAGAAGUUCUCAGUGGUGGGAGCGGGUUGUAAUGGAAACGUUUACCCAUCAAGACUGGAUGCACAAUUUCCGAAUGAGCCGAGAGACGUUUUUAUUCGUCUGCCAGGAAUUAAAAUCUAUUGAAAAAAGAAAUACCUCGAUGAGGAAAGCCAUUCCACUCCAAAAAAGGGUUUCUAUCGCUCUAUGGUUUCUCUCCACCAAUUCUGAUUUUAGAACGAUUAGCCAUUUGUUUGGUGUCUCUAAAGGAUCGGUUUGCCUCAUAACCAAAGAUGUGUGUAUGUGCAUUGUUGACCAUCUACUUCCUAAGUAUAUCCGUAUGCCUUGUGGUGAUGCAUUGAAGCAAGUGGUGGCUGGGUUUAAAGAGAAAUUGGGGUUUCCACAGUGCGUUGGAGCAAUUGACGGUACACAUAUACCUAUAAUCUCACCACAAGAGUGCCCAGCCGACUAUUACAACAGAAAAGGUUGGCAUUCUAUCAUUCUCCAAGGAUUGGUCGAUCACAAUGGUCUUUUCAUGGACAUUUACGUUGGCUGGCCAGGACGAGUCCACGAUGCAAGAGUUUUCUCCAAUUCCUCACUGUUCAGAAAAGGUCAAGAAGGAUCAUUGGUACCCACUUUGACGGAGAUGAUAGAGCAGUGUGAAAUUCCACUCGUGAUUCUAGGUGAUCCGGCAUAUCCACUUUUAAAGUGGCUCAUGAAGGCCUAUCCCGACACAGGACGUCUCACCCUUGAACAGAAGACUUUCAACUAUCGCCUUAGUAAAGCUCGAAUGGUUGUUGAGCAUGCGUAUGUUAUAGUUAUUGACUGGUUGACUAGUAAUUAUGGCUUAUAAACAACCAAUGCCGAGGGCGCAGCCCGAGGCUGAGGUUGUUUAUAAACCAUAAUUACUAGGCAACCAGUCAACAACUGAUUUAUUUACUGCAAAAACAGCCGCAAAACAGUCAUUUGAACAUCAGUGGAGACAGUCAAACUUGCUCUCACAGCCUCAGAAUUAUGCAGUUAGAACAGUUACAGGCAUAGAACUAGCAGUACUACUGUGGAGCUACAUGAGCUAGCUAU
Molecule: messenger RNA, 1395 nt
Organism: Halichondria panicea
Lineage: Eukaryota; Metazoa; Porifera; Demospongiae; Suberitida; Halichondriidae
Exons: 2
Coding region: 278-1168 (296 amino acids)
Source: RefSeq, a predicted model, not a curated record